Pseudogymnoascus destructans is the source of this 408-nucleotide messenger RNA. RefSeq lists its product as uncharacterized. The coding region runs from base 1 to 408 and encodes 135 amino acids. Gene Ontology annotation, biological process: transcription elongation by RNA polymerase II. Gene Ontology annotation, cellular component: transcription elongation factor complex. Gene Ontology annotation, molecular function: RNA polymerase II complex binding. The transcript has 3 exons. The record is from RefSeq and is a predicted model, not a curated record. NCBI's taxonomy places the organism in Eukaryota, Fungi, Ascomycota, Leotiomycetes, Thelebolales, Thelebolaceae.
AUGGGCAAGCGAAAGAAGGCGGCCAAGGCCCCGACGAAGAAGAAGAACGAACCCCUGGCAACCACAUUCCCGUGUCUCUUCUGCAAUCAUGAGAAGUCCGUGACCGCGAAGAUCGACAAGAAGGCCGGAGUCGGCCACCUGUCGUGCAAAGUGUGCGAUCAGUCGUUUUCAUGCAGCAUCAACUACCUUUCGCUGCCGGUUGACGUGUACUCCGAGUGGGUUGACGCGUGCGACACCGUUGCGCAGGAGAACAAGGAAGCCAACGCGAGCCGUCCGAGGAAUUUCGUGCCCCCAGGCCGAGCCGGAGAACCAGAGAGAGUUGAUGAUGACCUGGAUGACGAGGAUGCUGAUCGCCACAAUGGAUACGGAGGAGAGGGCAUUGUCGAUGACGACGAGGACGACUAUUAA